AUGGAAUGUCUAAAGAAAAUGAUAUCAUAAAGACUUAAACCCCUUUCACCUUUUUAACCUUUCAUUUUCACCCAAUCAUGAAGGCAUUUUUGAACAAUUUUCAGUUUCAGAGUUUCGUGUCUGAAAUUUUCCUUUUAUCCAUCGAAAUUCUUUAGGACUAAACUUCAUGCACCUUUACGGUACACAAAAGCUGCACUAAACGACAACCAUUUUCUGCAACAAAACGUUACCUAGUCGUAGUAUUUAUUCUCUUUUGUUUCAUCAUAACACCACAAUUUCACCAUUCUUUCCAUUCCCUUUUCAAUAAAAAGAGAGAAAAAAAAAACUCAAUGAAAGGUAGUGAAACUCAAAUCUCUCUCAAACAACCUUCAUCCCAAACCAUGUCUUCAUCUUCAUCCUCUCUUAUCAGCGGUGUUGUUGAUAAUAAUAACUCUUCAAACCCGUCUGAGAUGAGUAUAAAAGCACCUAUGGUAAGACCUUAUAGUCGAUCGAAAAUGCCUCGACUUCGUUGGACACGAUGUCUUCACCGUUGCUUUCUGCAUGCAGUUCAAAAGCUUGAAAGAGAAGAAAGAGGGACUACACCAAAGUUAAUUUUACAACUAAUGAAUGUUAAGGGACUUACUAUAUCUCAUGUGAAAAGCCACCUUCAGAUGUACAGGAGCAUGAAACAUGAGGCAAUGAGUCAAGAAGCAAAGAAGAAUAUUAUGGCAGCAAAUUUAUUAGCUUCCAGAAUGAUCUCAUCCUCUGCUGUUGUUCCAAGAUUCCUCCAAACUCCUGAGAAUGGUUAUGAGCCAGAGUCUUCAAAUGGAAAUCAAGGUAAUAAAUCGGUUGUAAUUUGUAACAGCGAUGAACGGAAGAAGCACACUUACAUCAUCUUCGACGGAGUUUUCAGCACUGUCCAUGCAAAUAAAAGGGACCAACAAGGAUUCAAAGAAAUAACCGCUAGAGGAAAGGAAAUGAAGGAAAAAGAGACAGAUGAUUUGUCUCUUGAGCUCACUCUCACUUAAAAUCAAGCUUCGUGCAUCUUUUUCUGAUGUUUAUAUAUUGAUCAUAGAAAUUUAAUGCAAAAGGUGCAUAAUUUGGGAAGAAUUUGUAACACCAAAGUUGGGAUUAUAUAUGGUAUGGUAUAUAAUAAGUUAUAGAGAUAUUGUAGUUCUUGGUAACUUGAUUAGAUUCAACUUAGAAACAUGAGCAUAUAUGUACUAUUUUGCUUGCAAUUUGGGAUUUUGUUUAUCAAACUGUUCUGGUAUCUUUGCUGGUUUAGGUAGGAUUCGCUUGUUUUUAAAUUUAUUUGGUUUUAUUUUAAGUAUGUGAUUCUUUUUA
Molecule: messenger RNA, 1323 nt
Organism: Lathyrus oleraceus (garden pea)
Lineage: Eukaryota; Viridiplantae; Streptophyta; Magnoliopsida; Fabales; Fabaceae
Product: protein PHOSPHATE STARVATION RESPONSE 2
Exons: 6
Coding region: 330-1007 (225 amino acids)
Molecular function (GO): DNA binding; DNA-binding transcription factor activity
Source: RefSeq, a predicted model, not a curated record